ACAGGCGAGUAGACGCGCUAACACACACACACGCGGGAGGGGGGGGGGGGCGAGAGAGUCGGGCCGCCAGCGCACAAACAUGCCGCUCGCCUCGCUCCACUUUGUCAAGUUGUGUUCGUUCGAGCCUUGACGGGGAUCGGCAUGCCCAGCGCCAGCGUGUCCGUGCGGAGUUUGUCCGAAGUGGAGAAAGGCCUCGGCGGCCGGCCGGACCGGAGCGCCGACGACGGCUUUCUCGGCCUCCCGACGACAAUGACCAUGCGGCGAGGUUCCUCGGAGAACAACCUGGAUCCGGAGGCGGAGCCGGAGCCGGACGACGGCGUUCCCUCUCCGUCGGAGUUGUGGCGCAGCCGCUCCUGCUUGGACAACCUCCAGCAGAAGAUCCUGAAGGUGACGGAGCAGCUGAAGAUCGAGCAGGCGGCGCGGGACGACAACGUGGCCGAGUACCUGAAGCUGGUGAACGGCGCCGACAAGCAGCAGGUGGGCCGCAUCAAGCAGGUCUUUGAGAAGAAGAACCAGAAGUCGGCGCACAACAUCGCCCAAAUGCAGAAGAAGCUGGAGCAGUAUCAGCGCAAGAUGAAGGACGGCGAGCUCCAGCGCGGCCCCCCGCCCCAGGCGGCCGGCGCCAAACACAGCACCAUCCCCAGGGAGUCCCGCCGCGAGCUGCUCGGGGACGUGACGGGCAGCGGCCGCCACCCGACCAUGGACAAGAUCAAGACCAUCGGACCCGGCGUCUCCCUCUCGCCUCCGUUCUUCUUCAGCAAGCCCAGAGGAUUCGCCAACCUCAUCAGGAACAAGUUUGGCAGCGCCGACAACAUUGACCACAUGAAGGCGGACGCCGCCGCCCCGCGGCCGGACGAGGCGGCGGCGGGGGCGGGAGCGCCGGCGCCGGCGUUGCCCCCGACCAGGGCGCUGAGCAGCAGCGCUUCGCUGGCGGCCGGGCCCAAGUACCCCAGCGACGACGAGUGCUCCUCGGGGAGCGCCGACAGUAACGGGCUGGCGCGGGGGCGGGGGCAGGGGCGGGGCCGGCCGGCCGAGGGCGACGCGCUGGCGACCGGCCUGGCGGAGGCCAAGCUCAUUAAAGACGCGCAGAAGCAGCUGGAGGAGGACGUGGAGGCGGUGAAGGCCCGCUUGGCCAGGGAGCUCGGCGUCAUCAGCCAAACGCUGCAGGAGGAGCGCUACAGGUACGCGCGGUUGGAGGACCAGCUCAACGACCUGACGGAGCUUCACCAGCACGAGAUGACGGACCUGAAGCAAGAACUGGCCAGCGUGGAGGAGCGGGUGGCCUACCAGGCCCAGGAGAGAGCCCGCGACAUUCAGGAAGCUCUGGAGUCGUGCCAGACGCGGGUGACCAAGCUGGAGUUCCAGCAGCAGCAGCAGCAGACGGCGCAGCUGGAGAGCGGCGACGCCCGCGUCCUGCUGGGCCGCAGCAUCAACAUCAUGCUGGCCCUGGUCACCGUGGUCCUGGUGUGCGUCUCCACCGCCGCCAAGUUCGCCGCCCCGCUGGUCAGGAGCCGCCGGCACCUGGCGGCCACCGCGCUGGCCGUCUGCUUCCUGGCCGUCUUCUGGAAGAACUGGGAGCGCCUGCUGCUGCCGGCGUAGCCGCCGAAUGAUCAAAGCGCCCCCACGUACGCUGCCGGGUCGCCCUUUUGGAAAAAGCUCUCAAAGAGCCUCGUCGUAGGCGCGGCCUCAAGCGCAAAGUCUUGAUUGGGGCCGCCUAACAACUAAGUGCCGCUUCACCGCGUUUGCUUCGGCCCCUUGGACCAAAAAAACAUGGACACCGACUGGACAAAACAUUAGGUACGCGCAAGUCGCUCCGCCUUUGCGGCGGCAAGCGUAAAUGGCUUGAAACGGUCGCCUUUUCUCAACGGCGGCGACGAGACCUGACCUCGGAUCGCGCGGUCCAAAAUGGCGGCCGAUCGCGUGGUUUUCACAUGACGCAAACGCAACGCCGGUCGCCGUUGCGCCACGUCGUCCGGGCGCGCCGCCUUAUGCGGACUCGGCAAACGCAGGCACGACUUGGAGCCGCGCAAUCCGAGCAUCUUUGGACCGUCUCGGAAGCCAUCGAGAAAAUGGGAGUUCCCCAGGGAUCGAUCCUCGGCCGCCCCAAAAUGUGAAGCCAGCCUUCUUUGUCACCGUAAAAAAACAUUUUUGAUGCGUUCUAAUUUGCACACGGGUACCUGAUGAAGUGUCGUUUCUCUCACUGUAACAUUUGCACAUAUUUAAAAGAAUAAAUCAAUCAAUGAAAUGGACCAACUUCCUGCACGCCUGCCAAAAGUA
Messenger RNA from Hippocampus zosterae (dwarf seahorse), 2277 nucleotides. Its product is annotated as transmembrane and coiled-coil domain protein 3-like. Gene Ontology annotation, cellular component: endomembrane system. The transcript has 4 exons. The coding region runs from base 142 to 1599 and encodes 485 amino acids. The record is from RefSeq and is a predicted model, not a curated record. NCBI's taxonomy places the organism in Eukaryota, Metazoa, Chordata, Actinopteri, Syngnathiformes, Syngnathidae.